UAACACAUAUGGCUCCCCUUAUCCCACCAACUGACCGUCAACAGCUGGCCAAGCUAGCACGACGGGCUCUAAUAACAGCGGGUCCAGCACUCGCUCAACCGCAUCUCCAGAAACGCGGACUGUCUGUAAACCACACCCAAGGAGUGACCCUCGGAAUCAUCGGCGCUUAUGUAGUAAUCAUCGCUCUACUAUGGAAUCUGCCCUACGUUAAAUGGGUUCUCUGGCCGUUCAAGAUGUUAGUCAUUGCUUUCCAUGAAUUUGGACAUGCCAUCACUGCGUGCUGCACGGGUGGCAAAGUAGAGUCGAUUUCCUUGGAUCCGCACGAGGGAGGUGUGACGCACAUGCGAGGCGGCAAACAGGCCUUUACGCUUCCGGCUGGUUAUCUUGGAUCGAGUCUGAUUGGCGCCCUGCUCACUUUCUGUGGUUUCAACAUUGUGGCGAGCAAAGUUGCCAGUAUCGUCCUCGGAGUCUGCUUCUUGCUUACGCUUUGGUGGGCGCGGAAGGAUUGGUUGACGAUCAUCACUAUAUUGCUCGCCGUGGGAUUGUUGGUUGCUUGCUGGUUCAUCAAGCAUGCAGAACCGCUACGUUUUGUCGUCCUCUUCAUCGGCGUCAUGUCAUCCCUUUACAGCGUUUGGGAUAUUUGUGAUGAUUUAAUUUUGCGCAAAGUAAACUCAUCGGACGCCUACGUAUUUGCGAAACGUUAUGGAGGCUCCUCUCAAUGCUGGGGCGUUAUUUGGUCGCUGAUCAGUUUGUUCUUCAUGGUGUGCGGUAUCCUAGGCGGGCUCGCAGCCUUCAAACAGACAACCCAGCAACAAAUCGAUGAUUCAAAGGACUUCAUCCCCACAGUCCGAAUGUUGUUCCGGAUCUAA
Periconia digitata is the source of this 869-nucleotide messenger RNA. The record is from the annotation of a GenBank genome assembly. Lineage: Eukaryota; Fungi; Ascomycota; Dothideomycetes; Pleosporales; Periconiaceae.